Schistocerca piceifrons (Central American locust) is the source of this 1455-nucleotide messenger RNA. RefSeq lists its product as uncharacterized. Gene Ontology annotation, biological process: snRNA transcription by RNA polymerase II; snRNA transcription by RNA polymerase III. The transcript has 9 exons. Gene Ontology annotation, cellular component: snRNA-activating protein complex. Lineage: Eukaryota; Metazoa; Arthropoda; Insecta; Orthoptera; Acrididae. The record is from RefSeq and is a predicted model, not a curated record. Gene Ontology annotation, molecular function: bent DNA binding; RNA polymerase III type 3 promoter sequence-specific DNA binding; RNA polymerase II cis-regulatory region sequence-specific DNA binding. Bases 1 to 1455 code for a protein of 484 amino acids.
AUGUUGCAGCAAAGGUGUCAGUACCCAUGGGUCUCAGAACCAGUUAAGAUUUCUGAAUACUACGAUAAUUUUAAACAAAUGUUGUCGUCAUUGUUACCGAACACGCAAAGUCCAGAAGUGUCGCAGGAGAUGGAAGAAAAUGUGAAACAAUUGCAGAUAAUGGGAGCGAAUAUCACGCUGGAACAAUUUCGUCAGUUGGACGCAGAGUGUGAUCCUCAAUUACUGGAUUUUCCUGACGAACCUCCCAGUGUUAAUGUUGAUUUAAUAAAAGCCAAACGUGGGCUCUUUGAUGGCUCGAAAGCACCUAGAUAUGUUCCUUUGGCCACACUUUAUCACGCUAAAGAAAAGGAUGUUGAAAAAGAAAAUCCUGCUUAUCUGAAGUAUACUGGAACUAUUUGGCUGGAUGACAAAAAAGGCCAAGGAAGAGACCUUAAUCCUGGCGAUGACAUCCUGUUAAUCAUUAGAGUGUAUGAACCUUUCUCAUCCGUUUCUGGCUCUCGGAAAAUCAGGCCAAUCACUUGCAGCCAUGAGAUAGCUGUUCUGGGCAACCAAACUCUUGAUAAACUUAGAGAUAAAAUCAUGUGUCCAUCUGGGUUGGCAGUCGAUGGUGACCUUAGUGAAAAUCCUGAGAAGAGCUCGGAUAAGGUUGCAAAGGAAAUUUAUAAAUCUGGAUUUUUCUUCUUUGAAGAUAUAUUCUAUAAUGAUUUUCGUCAUGAAAAUAACAUCGAUUACAGUGCUGUUAUUAGAGAAUGGGCAGAAAGAAAGAAAAUUGGUAAUUUUGGAACUGCAGUAAUGGAAGAAACUGCAUUUAUGGAUCUGACUGUUCGUUUCGGUUUUCCUUAUGUGUAUCAGCACUUGGGAAAUUGUGAACAUCUGAUAGUAUUCAGUGAUGCCAGGCUGUUGCAUGCUGAUGAUUUCUUAUGUACAUCAGAUUAUCCUCGUUUUUUGACAGUAAAUGCACGAAAAUCAAAGUAUUGUAUGGUAUGCAAGUUCUAUAGUGCAAGGUGGGUCACAUUGGAUAACAAACGUGUUCCACAUGAUCCAUGCUUUUUUUGUGACAUAUGUUUCAAGUCAUUCAACUACAGGGAUGGUGAGAAGAUUGGUUCAUUUAGAGCAUAUCGUUAUCAUGACAGAGCUAGCAUGAUCCCAAUAAGCAAUGUUUUCCCCCAUAUGUACACACAUAUUUUUUAUUCAGAAGAAGAAGGUCUUAGUCAGGACUUUGACUACCAGCUGCCAUGCCCCAAAAUGAGGAAUGCCCUUUCCAAUAACUUUCAUAAUAGUCAUCCUUCAGAAACUACUACAAUAUCUCACAGCAGAUCUGUCACUGGCAGUUUCCUUUCCAAGGCCACCAGUAAAAACAACUGGGUUAUGUAUCAACAUCAUGAAAAAGUACGUGAGAAGCAGCAUGUCAAAAUAUGGUGUCUGAUGGGGUGGCUGUGGAUUUUAGGUCCUUGA